GGGGUGGAGAGAGCGCGCGAGACUGCAAUAUCAUUUGUGAAUCGCUCUCGCAGUGCCGCAGAUAGGGGCUGCAAACGCACGCGGCGCUUAUGCAGGUGAGAGAAGGGCGCUUGGAUUGAGAAUGCGGAUCAGGAGGAUUCUCUAUUAGGAAUUUACCGACAUUCCCCUACAUUAUCUACAUCGGAAUUACAAUUGUCCUUGUUUGUUUAAUUUUUGUUAUUCCCGCAUUGUCAGAGGUUUUGUGUUCUGGAGAUGUUUUUUAUUUGUUCUCUCCCUAUUGCCUGUAACUGUGUGAACUAUAUAACACGGGGUGCUUGUUAUAAGUGAGUGGCGGUAAAGAAAUAAGAGUGCUCGGAUGCUGCUUGGACAGGCAACUGGACACAUAAUCACUGUUUAUCCGCCACUUCAAGGUAAGAGGACGAGCGCCUCGGUAAAGUAGGCUACUGUAUCAUCACAACUUGGGAAUCUGUGUGGGCAUUUCAUUGCCACUACUCCGUAUUGGACAUAUCUUCGGACGGGGAAAUUAUGAUUUUCACCAUUUACAUCAUUUCUAUAUAUCAAUCUAGGAAGAUUUUUUUGUGUAACUGAAUAGACUCGGACUGAUUUGAAAUUUAAAUUAAAUAAGAUAACAUUUUGGACGUUUUCUCUUUAAGCGCAUAAGAUAUUCGGAUUCCUAAUGAAUUUAUGACAUGUGAUAUGACCGGACUGAACUGACUGUUUCGAUUGGGUUUUGCCCAGUUUUUAUUGAAAGAAGGAAAGAAACAUUAAUUAAGUGCUGGGAAAAAGGGGAGAGAUAGCCCGUGCACUUGCUCUUAUUCAUUGCAGCUGAAGCGGUGUGGGAAGGCGUCCGGAGGAUGAAGUCUUACACCUCCUGAAACGGAGGACUUCAAAUAAACCGAGAACGAAAAUUAUUGUUUUCCAAACACUAUUCCAGCAAGUAAACGAAAUCAUCAUUCGAUUCAAGGCUUUAAAAUCCAUUCAUUACAUUGCGGGGAACAAUGAGGACUACUGGCGCAGUGGACUAUUUAUGCUACAGUAUACUCAUCCUGCAGCUGCUGAAUCAGCCCGCUGCCAAGCAAGUGCUCCGAUAUCGCUUGGCUGAGGAGGGACCAGCCGAUGUCAGGGUAGGGAACGUAGCCGCAGACCUCGGAAUCGUUGCCGGGUCUGGCGAGGUGACAUUUACCCUCGAGUCCGGAUCUGAUUUUUUCAAAAUAGAUAAUAUAACAGGCGAGCUGACCACCAAUGAACGGCGGAUAGACCGUGAAAAAUUACAGCAGUGCCAAAUGAUAUUUGAUGAAAACGAGUGUUUCAUAGAUUUUGAAGUGUCAGUAAUUGGACCGGCUCAGAGCUGGGUCGACCUGUUCGAGGGGAAAGUCAUUAUUUUAGACAUAAAUGACAACACCCCAUCUUUCCCCUCUCCGGUGCUGACCCUGUCGGUGGAGGAGAACAGGCCGAUUGGCACUCUCUAUCUCCUACCCACGGCCACGGACAGAGAUUUCGGUAGGAACGGAAUCGAAAGAUAUGAGCUUAUUCAAGACAGCGGGGAGAGCUCCAGGCGCCUGGGCUCGAGCUCAGGGGGGCGCGGGGCGGACAGGAGAUUCGACGAGGGGGCAGGCAGGAGCAGCGUCUUUGAACUGCAAGUUGCUGACACAACCGACGGGGAGAAGCAGCCGCAGCUCAUCAUUAAAGGGGCACUGGACAGAGAGCAGAGGGACUCUUAUGAGCUCACCCUGCGUGUUAGGGACGGGGGCGACCCCCCACGCUCCUCCCAGGCCAUUCUGAGGGUGAUGAUCACUGAUGUGAAUGACAACAGCCCGCGCUUUGAGAAGGCUGUGUAUGAAGCUGACCUGCCAGAGAACAGCUCCCCUGGUGCCCCCAUCCUGCAGCUGAAAGCAGCUGACGCAGACGUUGGGGUGAACGGUCAGAUUGAGUACGUAUUUGGUGCGGCCACAGAGUCAGUGCGUAGGCUAUUGAGGCUGGACGAGAGCUCUGGGUGGCUGAGCGUGCUCCAUCGUAUUGACCGCGAGGAGGUGAGCCAGCUGCGCUUCACUGUGAUGGCGAGGGACCGAGGCCAGCCGCCCAAAAUGGACAAGGCCACCGUGGUCCUCAACAUCAAGGAUGAGAAUGACAACGUGCCAGCCAUCGAGAUCCGUAAGAUUGGACGCAUCUUCCUAAAGGAUGGAGUGGCCAAUGUGGCAGAGGAUGUAGUGGUGGAUACACCUAUAGCCUUAGUCCAGGUGUCGGACCGCGACCAGGGUGAGAACGGCAUCGUGACCUGUACUGUGGUGGGUGACGUGCCCUUCCAGCUCAAACCGGCCAGCGAGAUUGAGGGUGAGAUGAAUAAGAAGAAAUACUUCCUCCAUACAUCAGCUCCGCUGGACUACGAGGCCACACAGGAGUACAAUGUGGUCAUUGUUGCGGUGGACUCAGGAAGCCCUAGCCUGGCCAGUAAUAACUCGCUCAUCGUAAAGGUGGGCGACUUCAAUGACAACCCACCCAUCUUUAGCCAGAACGUGGUCGAGGUGUCCUUUCCAGAAAACAACGCCCCCGGCGAGAGGGUGACCACUGUGCAGGCCAUCGAUGCUGAUAGUGGCAAGAACGCGGAAAUCGCCUACUCCCUCGAUUCCUCUGUGAAUGGGAUAUUCUCCAUUGAUGCCGACAAUGGUGACAUCAGAGUAAACACCAUUCUGGACAGAGAGCAAACAGAGAGGUACCAGUUCAAAGUGAUAGCCAAAGAUAAGGGCAUGCCCAUACUCCAGGGGUCAGCCACUGUGGUGGUCCUAGUGGCAGAUAAGAAUGACAACGAGCCUAAGUUCAUGCAGGACGUUUUCACCUUCUACGUCAAAGAGAACCUUACACCCAACAGCCCUGUUGGCAUGGUGACCGUCAUUGACGCCGACAAAGGCCAGAAUGCAGAAAUGAGCCUCUUCGUCGAGGAAGAGGAGGAGAUCUUCUCCAUUGAGAACGACACAGGAACCAUUUUCUCCACUAUGUCGUUUGACCGUGAGCAGAAGACCACCUACACAUUCCGGGUCAAGGCUGUAGACAGUGGAGACCCACCCAGAUCGGCCACCGCCACCGUGUCACUCUUUGUGAUGGACUUGAAUGACAAUCCGCCGUCCGUCACCUUCCCCAUCAACAGCUCAUACACCCUCCUGCCCCCCUCCAGCAACAUCAGGACUGUAGUACGAACCGUCAUGGCCACCGAUACCGACACAGGGAUCAACGCUGACCUAAACUACAGCAUCAUCGGGGGCAACCCCUUCAAACUGUUUGAGAUCGACGGGGGCAGCGGGGUCAUCUCGCUGGUGGGGAAGAUGGAGAAGAAACACUAUGGCCUCCACAGACUGGUGGUCCAGGUGAACGACAGCGGCCAGCCCUCCCAGAGCACCACCACCCUGGUGCAUGUAUAUGUCAACGAGACCCUCUCCAACUCCACCAUCGUUGAGGCCCAGGUGGCUAAGAGCCUGGGCACUCCGCUCAACACCAACGUCGCCGGCGACCCCAACUACGACCUGGGCAAGCAGCGGCUGAGCAUCGUCAUCGGGGUGGUGUCGGGCAUCAUGACGGUCAUCCUCAUCAUCCUCAUCGUGGUCAUGGCCCGCUACUGCCGCCCCAAGAACAAGAACGGUUACGAGGCGGGCAAGAAGGACCACGAGGACUUCUUCACCCCUCAGCAGCAUGACAAGGGCAAGAAGCCCAAGAAGAACAAGAAGAACAAACAGCCGCUGUACAGCAGUAUCGUCACCGUCGAGGCCUCCAAGCCCAACGGCCAGCGCUACGACGGCGUCAACGAGAAGCUGUCCGACAGCUCCGGGAUGGGCCGGUACCGCUCCGUUAACGGAGGGCCCGGGAGCCCGGAUUUGGCCAGGCACUACAAGUCCAGCUCGCCACUGCCCACGGUCCAGCUCCACCCCCAGUCGCCCACGGCCGGGAAAAAGCAUCAGGCUGUUCAGGACCUGCCCCCUGCAAACACCUUCGUUGGCACCGGAGAUAACAUUUCCCUUGGAUCUGACCACUGCUCUGAUUACAGCAGUCAAACCAUCAGCAAGUACAACAAACAGCCGUUCCGCCGAGUGACCUUCUCGGUGGUGAGCCAACCCCAGGACCCCCACCAGCAGGGAUCGCUGCAGAGCUGCUACGACAGUGGGCUGGAGGAGUCGGAGACGCCCAGCAGCAAGAGCUCUUCGGGGGGCCCCAGGCUGGGUGCAUUGCCCCUGCCCGAGGACAGCUACGAGAGGACCACACCGGAUGGCAGUGUCGGUGAGGCAGAGCAUAUGGAAAAUGACACCCGGACCUUGCCCGACGUAGCCAUGACAGGCAAGUGCACCCGGGAAUGCGACGAAUACGGCCACUCGGACUCCUGCUGGAUGCCUGUGCGCACGUCGCCCGAGCGGCGGCCCAAGACGACCACCACCCAACAACCAAAGCUUUCCACCUUCAUGACCGGCGGCGGUAGCGGCAGCAUUCCUCCCGAUCAGCAACAACAGCAGCAGCAUCCUGGCAGUCAGGAAGCCCUGGUCGCCAUGGCCAACGGAGACCCCUCCUCCCACGUGAUGCUGGGCAACGACCGCAACCGCAACCUGCUCAACAAGAAGAUGGCCUCCUCCUCGUCCUCCUACGAAGCCUUCGGGUCGCCCAGCUUCAGCCCGCCGGGGGUCGAGGAGGGGGUGGUGGUGGGUCACCCCAUCGAGGAGAUCCCCCUGGCCCCCACCGGGGAAUACAAGCCCUCAUCCUGUGGCACGCUCACCCGCCGGGAGGUCUACCUGUGAGGAGGGCGGUGGAGCUAGCGCGACGGUACGCAUGGUUCUAACAACAAACAACAACGACUAUAGUAGGUAACCACGACGACAACAACUGAAGACACUUUUUACUGUACCGGACCAACCUUGGCUGAGCAGAAAAGGUCCAAGGAUAACCCCUCUCAAAGACAACAACAAACAACAAAAACAACAACGUGAAACAGUGCUAAAAUCUACGUGGAUACAAAUAUAAUCCCUUUUUUUAGAAUUCAGAUUCUGACCUUAUCUUGCAAGAGGAAGAGGAGGAUGGGGCUAUUGAUGGUACUUGAAGCGAGACAUUGGGUAACUGCUGCCAGCCUGUGAGUCGGGCCAAUGGGAACAUUACUGCUGCCUGAUGAUCACCACUCUACAAUUAUCAACUAAUUUCCAUAAAACAUGCAUGCAUUAUCUCUCCCUGACCCCACCUCCCAAAGACUGUACUGUACAAAAGAGGACCUUACUUUUUUUCCCCGUUCUUUUUCUAAGACUUGAGUGUGACAAUGAGACGUGUGACAGAGGACCGAUGUCAUGCCUUUUGGGGACUUAGUGACACUCCCACCCUGAUGACCUGUGACCCCAUGAUGCAAGUGUCAUAUACAUUCAGUAAUGUGUCGCGUACCACACGUCACGUGUCAUGACCCCCCCCCGUGCUACCCACUCUUGAUCCCGUAAUUUCAACAGCUUGUGAUAUAAAGUUGCGUUCUCCAAAACACAACCAAACAACAACAGACUGCGAAAGCUACUAGCAUGGCAUCGUAGUUACAAUUUGGGAAAGACUAAGCUUUAACUUUCUGUCCUGUGGAUAAGACAGUGUGUAUCGCCUCAUUCAUGGCAGAAUAUCAUUGAUAAAUGGAGGAGUCAAUGUGGUUGGCAAUGUCCAAGCCAUAGGAGUCCAUGACACACACAGUGUAUGAUGAACUGAUGUCCAAGUAUGCUUAUUUACGAGUGUGCUCUCUUUGCCUCUCU
Messenger RNA from Coregonus clupeaformis (lake whitefish), 5747 nucleotides. RefSeq names its product protocadherin-7. Gene Ontology annotation, biological process: homophilic cell-cell adhesion. The record is from RefSeq and is a predicted model, not a curated record. Lineage: Eukaryota; Metazoa; Chordata; Actinopteri; Salmoniformes; Salmonidae. The transcript is spliced from 3 exons. Gene Ontology annotation, molecular function: calcium ion binding. Gene Ontology annotation, cellular component: plasma membrane. Bases 999 to 4772 code for a protein of 1257 amino acids.